UCUGUGUUUAAAACCAGUAUGGCUGAGGCAGAGAAGGACAAUCUGGUUUUCCUGCAGAAGACAGGCUGCAAAGAUGCUGCGUGUUUGAGGCAGCUGAACGUAACCAAGAUCCUUCAAUCCAUCCCUUGGAAAGAAUACCCAGCAUGGGCAGCGGAAGACCUAUUUGACUUGCCACAAAAAGAAAAAUUUGUUGGCCCAUUGCCUGUAGUGGAUGGAUAUGUGGUGCCAUUUCCCCCACUGGAUAUAUGGAAGGAGAAGAAAGAGGGCUACAGUGAUGUACCAUAUGUGAUCGGUACCACCCUGCAAGAAACUGAGUUUGCCCCAUCUUUUGCCAACCUGUCUAAGUGGACUGAAGAAGAUUACCAUUGGUUUGCCAAAUUACAUCUGAACACAUUUGGGGAAAGUCUGGCAGAUGAGGCUCUGAAACUCUAUCCCACCUCAGAGUUCUGCACCCAACCUGAGCGAUGUGUGGAGAAGACCUACAUGACAAUGGUGUCUGAUGUGAGAGCCUCAUGUCCCAACAAUGAGCUGGCCAAACAAGCAGCAGCUGCAUUGUCCAGCCCUGUCUACCGGUAUCAGGUCACCUACACUCCAUCCCGACCAGUUAGAGUCAAUAACCUCUUCCCCUAUGAAAGCUGGUUCUCCUUUCAUAUUCUGGAUAUCCUGGGAUUUUUUGGAACUCUGGAUUACGCGCUUGGAGAGACUACAGAAGCAGAUCAUGAGUUCCAGAGGCUGAUGAGAAAAUACUUCAUUUACUUUGCUAAAGAAGGAAGCAUGCCACCUGAAUGGCCAGAGUACCCCAAUGGGACGGCGCUAUUGUCCACGUCGCUGUCUGUGGAGAAGGACUAUCGCUCAGCUCAGUGUGCACUCUGGGAGAAGUACAACAUGUUUCCAUAUGCCUGGAUAAACUGA
Molecule: messenger RNA, 912 nt
Organism: Staurois parvus
Lineage: Eukaryota; Metazoa; Chordata; Amphibia; Anura; Ranidae
Source: the annotation of a GenBank genome assembly